Molecule: messenger RNA, 972 nt
Organism: Habropoda laboriosa
Lineage: Eukaryota; Metazoa; Arthropoda; Insecta; Hymenoptera; Apidae
Product: cilia- and flagella-associated protein 20-like
Exons: 4
Coding region: 1-972 (323 amino acids)
Biological process (GO): positive regulation of cell motility; regulation of cilium beat frequency involved in ciliary motility; cilium assembly
Cellular component (GO): motile cilium; ciliary basal body
Source: RefSeq, a predicted model, not a curated record
AUGUUUCGUAAUAAGUAUCAGCACGGAUUCCUCUCCAUUUUGUACAGCUGCGGCUCGUCUCCGCUAGAAUUGUGGGAUAUGCACGUGAAGAAUGGUUACAUUCGACGAGUCACGGACGAAGAGGUGAAGUCUCUGGCUCUGGAGAUAUCUGGAACCAAUGUUACGACAACUUAUAUCUUCUGCCCGCGUGGUCCCCAAAAAACCCUCGGCAUUAAGCUUCCCUUUUUAAUUAUGACCAUCAAGAAUAUGAAGAAGUACUUCACGUUCGAGAUAACAAUACUCGACGACAAGGAUAUGCACAGGAGGUUCCGAAUGAGUAAUUUUCAGAGUACCACUCGAGUUCGACAUUUUUGCACGUCGAUGCCGAUUGGUUUAUCUGGGGGUUGGAAUCAGAUUCAAUUUAAUUUAGCGGAUUUCACGCGUAGAGCGUACGGCACGAAUUAUGUCGAGACUACACGCAUACAGAUUCAUGCAAAUUGCAGGAUUCGACGUAUUUAUUUUGCGGAUAGACUUUAUUCCGAAGAUGAGCUACCAGAAGAUUUUAAGCUCUUUCUACCAAUGCAUCGGAAGAAAUGUGUUCGAGAAGCUGAUGUGAAGAAAGUGGAAGAGAAGAAAAAACCUGAAGAAAGCGAACCUGAGGAACCACCACCGUUUGAAGCACACGAAGAAGGAGAAGAAGAAGAAGAAGAAGAAGAAGCUGAAGAAGCUGAGGAAGAACCUCUAGAAGAAUUAGCUGAAGAGGAAGCUGAAGAAGAAGUGCAGAGGAAGUCUGAACUAAGGGAAGAAGACGAAGAAGAAGAGGAGGAUGAAAUUGAACCUCCGGAAAUACGUGGCUAUGAUGCUGAAGACGAAGGAGAUGACAUUGAAGAACCUGGAGCUGUUCCUGUAGCAACUCCUGGCUACACCACGGAGGAAGAAACUGACGCAGAACAAGGUCAAGGCGACGAAGAUGAGGAAUACGAAGUUCAAUAG